AUGCAUUUUAUCAAAUCAACCACUCUGCUGGCACUGGCUGCACUAGCUAGUCAGUCCUCCGCCGCCACCUGCGAAAACACCUGGACGCCCCCUAACCUCUACUACGACUGGGAGAUCACGGCUCCCGACGUCCCCGAGAUCCCGGCUGUCUGCGGGAGGCUUUGGGAUGAGCUGAGGUGCCCGGCGCCCAGCCGCACUAGCUGCAGAGACGACAGCGGUACUCUGGUGUGGAAAUUCACUACUGGCAUUGGCUGCAAUGAAGGUGACGUUGAGUCUGCUUGGUGGCGGGCUACGAAGGACAGUUAUGGGAGUAUUGCCUGCUGAAGAUGGGCGCAGUAUACUAAACGGGCUAAGUGGCGACAACUCAGGCCCUGAUGAUGGAGCUUCCAACUUUGUAUGAGCUGGGGUAUAUCUGGAAUUGGGUGGCAAACUAUAGUAGUAUGUGGAGGAUGUUGUCGCUUUCUAGUGCUUCUGUUCUUACUGUUGCACUUCCCGUGUGCUGGAUGUAAAGCCAUCAUGCGUGUACGCUGUUAAUUUGCAUUGAAGCCGGAUGUUCUUAGGCUGGACUGCAAGUGAAUGCAAG
Aspergillus versicolor CBS 583.65 is the source of this 583-nucleotide messenger RNA. RefSeq lists its product as uncharacterized. The transcript has a single exon. The record is from RefSeq and is a predicted model, not a curated record. Lineage: Eukaryota; Fungi; Ascomycota; Eurotiomycetes; Eurotiales; Aspergillaceae. The coding region runs from base 1 to 324 and encodes 107 amino acids.